Gambusia affinis (western mosquitofish) is the source of this 4074-nucleotide messenger RNA. It is a transcript of the gene abhd3, whose product is annotated as abhydrolase domain containing 3, phospholipase. NCBI's taxonomy places the organism in Eukaryota, Metazoa, Chordata, Actinopteri, Cyprinodontiformes, Poeciliidae. The record is from RefSeq and is a predicted model, not a curated record. Gene Ontology annotation, molecular function: monoacylglycerol lipase activity; acetylesterase activity; glycerophospholipid phospholipase A1 activity. The transcript has 9 exons. Gene Ontology annotation, biological process: medium-chain fatty acid biosynthetic process; phosphatidylcholine metabolic process; medium-chain fatty acid catabolic process. Bases 89 to 1327 code for a protein of 412 amino acids.
UUCACAGUUGGCUUGCAGGCAGACGCUGCUGAAUCCCAACUAAGCUGGCCGCUGUCCUUGCUCCGAGAGAGACAAGAGCAACCUUGCAAUGAUCUCGCUGGACUUGAAUUUCAACAUUCUGACAAGGGACCUUUCACAUUAUUUGGAAAAUCAAGUGAAAGUUGGGCUGUUCGGUUCGGGAGUGGGGUUGUCUCUGGUACUCGGCUUCAGCGCAGCUUACACCUGCUAUUAUUUAAUUUCGGUUGCCAAGAAACCUCAACUUAUUUCUGGCGGUAAGAAGUUCUACCAGUUUCUAAAGGAGCAAUGUCCAGUCGUGUCAGAGACUUACUACCCCACAUUUUGGUGCUGGGAGAGUCGCAUUCAAACUCUGCUGAGACCUUUUGUUACAGCCAAACCUGGUGUUGUCUAUAGAAACGAGCUAAUCAAGGCAGCAGAUGGAGGACAGAUAUCUGUGGAUUGGUUUGACAACGAUGACAGCCUCUUUUAUCCCGACCCCAACACCAGGCCCACAGUGCUGCUUCUUCCCGGCCUGACCGGCACCAGCCGAGAAUCCUACAUCUUGCACAUGGUCCAGCAGAGCCGGGAUCUGGGUUAUAGAUGUGUGGUAUUCAACAACAGAGGGGUUUCUGGUGAAACACUACUGACCCCGAGGACCUACUGUGCCGCUAACACAGAAGAUCUGGAGACUGUUAUUGAUCACAUCCAGAAAACCUAUGAAGUGGCUCCAAUGAUGGCUGCUGGUGUAUCCAUGGGAGGGAUGAUGCUGGCCAACUACUUGGGUCGUAAGGGCCGGAAAACCUGCCUGAAAGGGGUCAUAGUCUUCUCAGCAGGCUGGGAUGUGUUUGAGUGCACCGCAUCACUGGAAAAACCCCUGGACCGUUUCCUCUUCAACUCCUACCUCACCAGCUGCCUACAAGCUUCUGUGCACAGACACAGGCCGGUGCUUGAAAAGUGUUACGACAUUGACCAUGUCAUGAAGGCAAAGACCAUCCGAGAGUUUGAUGAGAGGUUCACCUCCAUCAUGUUCGGAUAUCCUACUAAUGAUGACUAUUACCGCGAUGCCAGUCCUGUGCACAAGCUGAAAUCUGUGCAGGUGCCAAUGCUGUGUCUGAAUGCUGCUGAUGACGUCUUUUCUCCAUCUCACGCCAUUCCAGUGGAGGCAGUGAAGCAGAACCCUAACUUGGCCUUGCUUAUAACCUGCCAUGGAGGCCACAUUGGCUUCCUGGAGGGUCUGUGGCCACGACAGAGCACUUAUAUGGACCGAGUCUUCAAGCAGUUCGCAAAGGCCGUCAUUGAAGAAGGCGGCCGACUUAAAGACCUCUCCUGAUAAGACAACUUAGAGUGGUCUUCUCAUUUCAUCGUUGUCAUCCAUGUUUUUUCACUACAUUCCAUCGUUUUCUUCUUCCAUUUCCAUCCUUUUUAUUGUUCAUUCCCAGCUCUCUAUAAUGCCUUCCUUCCUUAACACCAAAUGUUAUUCAUCUUUUUUUUUUUUUUUGCUUCCUUACCCUGUCUUGAUGCUAUCUUUGCCUUACAUCGAUCCGUUCUAUUCCUCCCACUGCCACAAGCAAAAAACAUCAUUCUUUCUUAUUUAAAGGGCAUAUUAUUAAAUGCAGUUCUUCUGUUGCAUUUGAUAUUCAGAUCAUUUUUACUCUCUAAUCGUGAACUCAAAGGUAGGCAUAGCUGCUCAUGUCAGUCCUGAAAAGUUUAAUACUUCUCAUAUUCAACCUAAGAAUUUGGUGGUAACCCCGUGCUAUUAAUUUUUUCCCCCAUCAAGUUAACUCAAGUACUGUUUCACUUAUGUAACCUUAUGUAGUUUUUAGCACUUACAUCAGUAGGACUGUAGCCCUCAGGGAUUUCCUUUAUUUUUCUGUCUCAUUCCUCCCUUUUCUUGUGAAAUUUCACUUUUAUCAAUGUGUUCUCCUUCAUUUUGCAUCGUACUCCACCUUUUAAAAGUAGAUGUUAAUUAGCUGUUAACAAAACAUAAUGUUUCUUUUGAGUUCUAAUUGGAGGUGUGAAUUAUGCUUGUGUGCUUUCUUUUAGAGAGAUCAGAAAGUUGAUUCCAUGUCUUAUUAAAUGUGAAGCUGCUGUUAGGAAACAUUUAGCUAUAAGGACUGAAAGCAGAAAAAAAAGGCAAAUAUAGAUGUACACACUUGUAAAAUAUUUGGUAUCUUUAGAUACAUAUAUUUUGGCAGUGAAAGGGGAACAUCUCAGUAUAUUUGAGGGAUUCUAAAUUUUGAAGACAUAAACAGAUUCUGUACAUUUGGUUGGCCUUUUAUCUUUUUAUUUUCAAGAAUAAAAUUAUUAGGAUAAAACCAGGUUACCAAUUUACAAUUUACCCCAGAGUUACUGCCUUGGAGGUACUUCUUGGUUGGUGCAUUUCUACUGGAGGAACUUUUUCUUGAAAUGAUGGCCUCAUUUCAAGAAUGAGGCCAUCAUUUACCCUCCAUUUUCACUCCAUCUCUCAGGAGAAAUUCUGAUGAUCAGAGUAGAAAUUUUAGUCCAGAAAAACACCAGGUUUUUUGAUGAGCGGGUGCAAAAUAUUAGUAACUGUUGGAAUACUUUCAGCAUUUUGCUUCUGUCAUCUUCCAGUUUAAAUUUUGUGUUCCUGUUUAAAAGUAAACAAUGUAAAUUCAACUAAUCUUAUUUUAUGUCAAUAAUUUUAAAAGUCUUGACAUUAACAGACAUUAAUAAAAAAAAAUCGUGGACAUAUAAAUUAGAGUUUACAUUUUGGCUUUUCUCUCAGUCAGGUCUGAUCAAGUUGGCUGUGGUCUGUCAACAAACAGAACUGUACCCAAAGGCAUAGUUCUCUGAAAUUGACAUGGGAGAAACAUUUCUUUUGAUUCUCACUAUGCACAUUAAUUUCUUUGUGGGGUUUUUUCUUAAUAUUUUUGACAUAUUAUAAUUAUAUAUGAACUGAAGGGUACAGAUUGUUCUGGAAAAAGUCCAAAAGCUAAAAAUUAUUGUUUUUAAUUUUUACAAUUUUGGGGCCAUUUCUGUACCUUGACUUGUUCUAUUCCAUUCUAUUUUCUUUUUUUUUUUUAGAUUCUGUUACACAUGUAUUCUGUACAGAAUAUAAUAAAAGAUUACAUGCUUAACCCCAAAGAGACCUAGGAGAGUCAACACUUUGCUUUCAGUUUGCAUGCUAAUUGACAGCUGGCUGUAGCUUCACAUUUAAACAAACAUGCAGUGUACCGAUGACAAUGACAAUCUACUGAUGUGAUUUUGUUUCAUCUGUGGGUAUUCUACAUGCACUUUUAUUUUAAGUUCUUCUAGCAUCACGCACAUCAAAUAGUUUUACAAAUGGAGAAUAUGGAGAAAAUUUGAUCCAUGACAAGGAAUGUAAAGUUGCACUAUUUAGUUGGUACUACCAUGCCUCUAACUGUCUAAAGCAAGGCACUUAUUUCAUCAGAGCUAUGACAGUGAAAAUCCUACAGGCUCAAUGGAGCAGAUUGCGAAUGCCAUGAGAUUUAUUUUGUGAAAAUGUUGGUUAUUUCUGUGGCUCUUUGGGCGCUUUAUACAGCUUAAGUUUACUUCAUUUUACUUCAUUUAACCCCAGUUAAAUGAAGUAAAAUGUGAGGACGUGGUUUGCACAUCGGCUGUCUGAAGUGGUGUUUGCUGCUUUACAGCAUGUGUAGCUUGUAUUGUUUCCAGUCAUUUUUGCUUUCCUUUGCCAACAAUGAUCAACGGGCUGGCUACCAUUAAUGAGUUGGCAUGGAGGAACUGAACAAUUAUGACUAGUGGCCAGAAUUUCAGUAACAAAAUGCAUGAAAAUAAAUAGACUACAUUUUCCUGUUGAAUUUUACUGUUCAGUUGUUUUGCAAAAUUAGCGCGUGUUUCUUCAUCAUCACGUCCUGUAACUGUAGCAUUGAAGGCAAGUUUGUUUUUUUUCUUUUUCAUUUAUGCUGGAUUUAAAUUUGUACAGCACACAACAGAAGACAAGUAAACUUUUGUCUAAACUGUGCAGCAAUAAGAUUUUAAGUAUAAAAUGUGUCUAUAGCAUAAGUACUACUGGAUUGACAUUAUCAUCAUUAGUGUAUUAUGCUGUACUUAUUGAAUUAUUAAACAAAGUCGAGG